Verticillium dahliae VdLs.17 is the source of this 1229-nucleotide messenger RNA. RefSeq lists its product as uncharacterized. The transcript has a single exon. The record is from RefSeq and is a predicted model, not a curated record. Bases 150 to 1205 code for a protein of 351 amino acids. NCBI's taxonomy places the organism in Eukaryota, Fungi, Ascomycota, Sordariomycetes, Glomerellales, Plectosphaerellaceae.
UAGAAUACAGCAUGAACAUUGAGCCGUAUUCACAUUUGAAAGGUUCCAGUCGGAGGGAGCUGCUUUCCUUGGAGAGUAUGGUUGCUGUCUUGAUCCCGUACUCGAUGGUUUCCGGCGCAUUCACUGUCAGACUGGACUAGCUUGUCACCAUGUGCAGCAUUUCCUCAAAAGGGCUUGAUAACAACUUUGUGGCGUACUAUAGUCAUCACAUACGCCUCCCAAGCCUCUAUAAAAUAUGCGUUAACAUAUCGAAGCCUCGGACGAAACAGGACUGCAACUAUAUCUCCCGGGUCAACCACAAUUCCAUGAUCGUCCGCAACGGGCUUUUAAAACACGUCGACGUCAACCAGCUGAUGCAAUUGGAGUGGAACCGCAGGGCGCGCAUCCGCGAGCGUCUGGUGGCAUCACAGACAAUCGAGGACGAUUCCUCGGCCGAAGAUGACAUGUCAAACUGGAGCAACGAGAAGCGCAGCAAGAUUUUUGAAAAGGCGCAAGAUGAGUAUAACACCUGGGUUGUUGACGAAAACUCCGUCGUUGUACCGUACAAGCAAUACGCCUGGACCUCUUUGGGCAUUGCGGCCACCCUCGUGAUCGGCGGGCUGGCCUUUGGAUUCAGCAUCGGCGAAAGGAUAGAGGGUGUAGAUCCUUUCAACAUCAGCGUCUUCUGCUGGGUUUUGGCGGCGUUCAUGCUUGUGUUAGUCAAGGCCGUCCGGGUCGAAUACUGGUCUUGGCAUCGUUUUCUCCGUGGGGAGGUGGCAUGCCGGUCGAUUACAGAAGUCGUCUCCGUCACAGGCAUGAAUCCUCAGGUUCUGCUGGUGAUCCUACUUCGACUUGAUGAUCGUAUGUUUCUCCAGACCCGGGGUCCAUUCAACGCCAUGUUCCGGCGCCACACAGAUGACCCCCAGAGUGGGUUUUCGAUCAACGUCCCGAUCAAGGCGACAACUGCCUUCGAAGGUGGACUCAUACCGGUGGUAGUGCAAGGCGAACAGGACAUUGGAUUGGUGCUCCUGCGAGGCAACUCUUGGGCAACGUUCAACUCCGUCAAGAACCAGCAAACUUUUGAAAACGGGCUACACUGCCGCGAUAUCCAGCAUCCAGGGUCAUGGGCCCCGAAUAAAUUGGUGCCUUGUUACCGACUUUCUAGGGGUGACAUGAAGGUGGUGCGAGUGCUCGACGUGUACGGGGUGGACAGCUACCUGUACUAGCUAGCUCAUGAUCACAAUUUGUUC